AUGAAACGGAGCUCGCAGUUUCGCGGAGUUAGCAGGCAUCGAUGGACGGGCCGCUAUGAAGCACAUCUAUGGGACAAGUCAUCUUGGAAUGCAACACAAAGGAAGAAAGGAAAACAAGUUUAUCUCGGUGCCUACAACGAAGAAGAAGCUGCAGCAAGAGCUUAUGAUCUCGCAGCAAUAAAAUACUGGGGAGUUACCACUUACACAAACUUUCCGGUCUCCGACUACGAGGAGGAAAUAAAAAUAAUGCAAACUGUAACGAAAGAAGAGUAUCUAGCCUCAUUAAGAAGGAAGAGUAAUGGUUUCUCCAGAGGUGUCUCGAAAUAUCGAGGAGUUGCGAGGCACCAUCACAAUGGAAGAUGGGAAGCAAGAAUUGGGAGAGUAUUUGGGAACAAGUACCUCUACCUCGGCACGUACAGCACUCAAGAAGAAGCUGCUCGAGCCUACGACAUUGCGGCGAUAGAGUACCGAGGGAUUAACGCGGUGACAAACUUCGACUUAAGCACAUAUAUCAAAUGGCUUAAACCAGGAGCAACCAACUACGGUUUCACAUCUCAAGACCAAAGCCUCAUCGACGAACCUCGACUUCUGCAACCCUCCUUUGUGACCGACGAGAUGACCUUAGAAUAUAACCAGCAGUUUGUGGCACAUCAGCCUUUAAGAAGUGCUUCUUGCAGUAGAUCUUCUUCAACAGCCCUAAAUUUGCUUUUGAGGUCCUCAAUGUUUAGAGAGCUAGUGGAGAAGAAUUUGAAUACAGUUAAUAGCGAAGGGAUUGAAGUUGCGGAGCGAAAGGAUGAGAGGGAGCAGUUGCGUGAUGAGUGCAAUGCAAUCUUCUAUAUUGAAGAUGGUGAUGAGCCACAGCAUUGCUAUUCUGACGGCGACAAUGGGCAAUAUUUCGAGCUGCAAGAGACUGCAGCUCGCAUUGAACAAUCCCUUUGGAGCUGUUUGUGA
Molecule: messenger RNA, 951 nt
Organism: Ananas comosus (pineapple)
Lineage: Eukaryota; Viridiplantae; Streptophyta; Magnoliopsida; Poales; Bromeliaceae
Product: AP2-like ethylene-responsive transcription factor At1g16060
Exons: 7
Coding region: 1-951 (316 amino acids)
Biological process (GO): regulation of DNA-templated transcription
Molecular function (GO): DNA-binding transcription factor activity; DNA binding
Source: RefSeq, a predicted model, not a curated record